GACUAUGUCUUCGUAUUCUCGUUGGCCAAACCUUGCUGCUGCGACUCAACACUAAAAUGCAAACACGACCUGGCCAGUAACCAACGCGCUUUCUAGUUAUACAGCCUAACGCAACAAUGACACAAGGUCACACAGCUCCUGAAGCUGCGCCGUCGGCGGCGGAAGUAAAGUCCAUUGAAGAGCAGCUUUUGGCUGCUGCCGCAGAGGGUAAUGCCGAAGAGGUGUCGCGGUUGAUUGAGCUGGAGGCUGACGUGGAUUUCCAGGACGAAGAGGGCGUGAGUCCGCUCAUGAGGGCGGCGGAGGGGGGGCACACCGCGGUGAUGGCGGCGCUGCUGCAGGCUGGCGCGCCUUGGAACGCCCAGGACUCCAGCGGCUACUGCGCGGGCGAGUACGCCAUGGGCAGCGGGCAGCAGGAGGCGGUGGACAUGCUGCUGGACUUCGCAGUGCAGGCGGAGCUGGUGCUGGGGGCGCUGCACAGGCGCAUGCAGGUGGGCUCUCCCUCGUUCUCGGCUGCGGCCAACAGCGACUACCUGACUCAGAAGCUGGUGUACCGGGGGGAGCAGUUGCUCGAUGCAGACGGUGAGGCAGUGAUGAUGGGCUGGGAGCGGCCGCUCAUGCUCCGACACGCAGAGGUCAUCUGCCCCAACGCCCAUCACAAGCACCAGGAGGAGGAGGCUGUGGCGGCGCAGGUGGUGGAGUCGAUUGAGGCCAUGGCGGUGACGGAGGCCGCAAAGGCAGAGGCAGGGCCGUCAUCGCAAGCCGCAGCGGCUGCUUCGGCGGCGGCGGGCAGCAAGCGGCGGAAAGGCGGUCAUGUUGUGAAUGUGGGCUUCGGCCUGGGCAUUGUGGACACCGCGAUCCAAACGCACUCGCCUGACCGCCACACCAUCAUCGAGGCCCACCCGGACGUGUUGGAGCACAUGACCCGCACCGGCUGGGCGGACAAGCCCGGCGUCCGCAUCCUGCGGGGCCGCUGGCAGGACGUGCUGCCGGAGCUGCUGGCGGAGGCGCCGUACGACGGCAUAUUCUUCGAUACGUACGGCGAGUACUAUGAGGAGAUGCGCGAGUUCCACAUGCACCUGCCCCGCCUGCUGGCCCGCGACGGCGUGUAUUCGUUCUUCAACGGCCUGGCCUCAGAUAACAUUUUCUUCCACAUGGUCUACUGCAGGCUCAUCUCGCUGGAGCUGGCGUCCAAGGGCCUGCAUACCGAAUACACGCCGCUGGCGGUUGGCGAGCUGGGAGACGAGGUGUGGCAGGGCGUGCGCAACAAAUACUGGACCUUUGAAACCUACUUCCUGCCGGAGGUUCGGCACGAGGCGCAGCUGGAGUCGGUGGCGGAAGGCGAGGGCGAGGGCGAGGAGGAAUGAGAAUGAUAGCAUGACACGCGUGACCGAACGCAUGGCAACUUGGCAAGGGCUGUAGGUGCAAGGUGUUGGAGGUGUUUUAGGGCACUUGUGGGGCCACGCAUGCGUGCGCUCGAUGACGGCGGGUGUGGCCUGCUUGAACAGGAGGAAGAGGUGCGGUGCGGUGCUGCGUCAAGUCCCAAGUCCCAGGCAGCUCAGGCCGUGGGGAACAGUUGGGCAAGGGGGCGAUUGGGACUGGGAAUUGUCCCGCCAUGUGA
This is a messenger RNA of Chlamydomonas reinhardtii, 1618 nucleotides long. RefSeq lists its product as uncharacterized. The coding region runs from base 117 to 1364 and encodes 415 amino acids. Gene Ontology annotation, cellular component: nucleus; cytoplasm. Lineage: Eukaryota; Viridiplantae; Chlorophyta; Chlorophyceae; Chlamydomonadales; Chlamydomonadaceae. The record is from RefSeq and is a predicted model, not a curated record. The transcript is spliced from 8 exons. Gene Ontology annotation, molecular function: protein-arginine N-methyltransferase activity; protein binding.